UUAAGGCCAGCUCCAGACUGAAAAUCACAGGAUCUCUUUGGAGUCUUUGUGGUAUCAAGAAUGCUGCGUUGCGUUGUAGCCCUCUGCCUUCUGGCACUGUCCUGGGCACAGGACUGCCAGGUAGCAAACAUCAAGGUCAUGCAGAACUUUGACCGAACUAGGUACGCAGGGACAUGGUAUGCUGUAGGGAAGAAGGAUCCCGAAGGUUUGUUCUUGCUUGACAACGUCAUAGCCCAGAUAAAUAUUGAAGAAGAUGGCAGAAUGACUGCCACUGCUCAGGGCAGAGUCAUCAUCCUCAACAACUGGGAAAUGUGUGCUCACAUGUUUGCCACCUUUGAGGAUACUGCUGACCCUGCAAAGUUCAAGAUGAGGUACUGGGGAGCUGCAAACUACUUGCAGACAGGAAAUGAUGACCACUGGGUUAUUGACACUGACUAUGACAACUACGCAGUCCACUACUCCUGCAGACAAGUGGACUCUGAUGGCACUUGCCUAGAUGGGUACUCCUUCAUAUUCUCCCGUCAUCCAACUGGCCUGAGGCCAGAGGACCAAUUAGCUGUCUACCAGAAGAAGGUUGAGCUCUGUCUGUUGGGCAAAUACAGACGCGUUGCACACACCGGCUUCUGUGACACCCCUACAUCUCUUAACCCACAGUGACACUUUGCUGAUCUUGGAUUGAACCCCACCACUUAGCCACCUCUUCCAUCUCUGCCUAUCUUA
Messenger RNA from Archocentrus centrarchus (flier cichlid), 720 nucleotides. It is a transcript of the gene rbp4, whose product is annotated as retinol binding protein 4, plasma. Gene Ontology annotation, biological process: retinol transport. The coding region runs from base 61 to 657 and encodes 198 amino acids. The transcript has 6 exons. Lineage: Eukaryota; Metazoa; Chordata; Actinopteri; Cichliformes; Cichlidae. The record is from RefSeq and is a predicted model, not a curated record. Gene Ontology annotation, molecular function: retinol transmembrane transporter activity; retinol binding.